UCUAGGAAUCCGUUUUCUUAUCUCUACAAUGAAGGAAUUGGACUAGAUGAUUUCUGAAGACUUUUCUCUCCCAGAUCGGUUCAGCCACAAUUUUCCGCCUUGUCCAACCCUCUCCUCCCCAACCCCCACAACUCCACUAGUGGAUCCGCGAUUUCCUUAGACCGUAGCUGACUGAGCCAUCUGCUCUGCCGUAGUUCGCGGCAGCAACCCGGAAGUCCUGUGGGAAGCGGUAGAGGCAGGAUCAUGGCGCCGGACCCUUGGUUGUCUACUUAUGAUGCCACUUGUCAUAUUGCACAAGAAAUUGCUGAGAAAAUUCAACAGCGCAACCAGUGUGAAAGAAAUGGUGAAAGUACAACCAAGCUUACUGUUACAAUUCGAGCUUUGCUGCAGAAUUUGAAGGAAAAGAUCACCCUUUUGAGAGAAUUAUUGCUGAGAGCUGUGUCAACACACCAGAUAACACAGCUUGAAGGGGAUCGAAGACAGAACUUAUUGGAUGACCUUGUUACCCGUGAAAGGCUGCUUCAGGCCUCCUAUAAGAAUGAUGGUACAGAACCAGAUCUGAUCAGGUCCAGUCUGAUGACGAAAACAGCUAAUCGGGUUGUAAGUAAUCCAUGGUUCUUUGAGGAGUCAGAGGAGACAAGGGCCUUAGGCUUUGAUGACCUUCGACAACAACAGCAGAAAAUUAUUCAAGAACAAGAUGCUGGUCUUGAUGCUCUUUCCUCAAUUAUAAGUCGGCAGAAACAAAUGGGGCAAGAGAUUGGGAAUGAACUUGAUGAACAAAAUGAGAUAAUUGAUGAUCUUGCCAACCUGGUGGAGAACACAGAUGAAAGACUUUAUAACCAAACCAGACGUGUGAAAAUGGUAGACAAAAAGUCAACAUCUUGUGGAAUGAUAAUGGUGAUUGUAUUGCUGCUAAUUGCAAUUGUGGUAGUUGCUGUGUGGCCAACCAGCUAACAUGGAUUAAGAAACCAUUGCAGAUGAACCUUCUCAAUGAUGGAACCAAAUCCCAGAGAUGCCUUUGUUAUAUGAAACAAUGCUGUAAAUAAAUGAAACAAUAUUACAUAGA
Monodelphis domestica (gray short-tailed opossum) is the source of this 1066-nucleotide messenger RNA. RefSeq names its product syntaxin 8 (gene STX8). The record is from RefSeq and is a predicted model, not a curated record. Gene Ontology annotation, molecular function: SNARE binding; SNAP receptor activity. NCBI's taxonomy places the organism in Eukaryota, Metazoa, Chordata, Mammalia, Didelphimorphia, Didelphidae. Gene Ontology annotation, biological process: intracellular protein transport; vesicle fusion. Gene Ontology annotation, cellular component: SNARE complex; endomembrane system.